Molecule: messenger RNA, 801 nt
Organism: Gregarina niphandrodes
Lineage: Eukaryota; Apicomplexa; Conoidasida; Eugregarinorida; Gregarinidae
Exons: 1
Coding region: 1-801 (266 amino acids)
Source: RefSeq, a predicted model, not a curated record
AUGAUUGAGAAAUUGAAGAAAGGCUUCAACGUUAAGUAUUGCAAGCGCGAGGCUGGCAAUACUCUCGUAACAGUAGGUCCUGACUCCCGAUUUCCGGAAGGGAUCGAAGGUUCGGGUCGUUUAAUCAGGACAGUGCCCAGUGUGGUUGUUUGGUACCAUUUUCUUAAGAAUUACCCCGGUAUGUCACGAAAGCAACGUUUGGAGAGUCUCUCAAUGCUUAGUCGCUGGUACCCGGCGCAGGUUGCCCAUUACUUAUUUAGAGAAGUACGCGACCGUUUUUUGGAUCGUGACUUGUGCCUACGACGGGAAGGCGGCCUGUUUAAUGCGCACGUUCCCACCAGUUCCCUAUAUAUCUUACAGAUCGAUGAAAGGAUAGCACUAUGGUUUUAUGAAAAUCCUCAGACUAAGGGAGAGCUUAUCAAGGAGGUGAAACCUUUCGUGGAGAUGUUCCAAGACAAUCUGAGGGGUCAUGUGCGCGACUGUCGUGUGCGCGACUCGGCCUGGAUGGAAGAGUUACUUGUGCGUACUCUGAUGGACAAACUCGUUUCUCUGCAUGCUGCCCGCACUGGGCAAGACCGACAGAUCGUCGCCCAGACCCUGCGUGGACGCGAACCUUUCGUGUUUUCAGUCUCCCAACAAGAACUGUGUGAGACCUACUCGGAAAUCCUGACCACUGUAGCAACGCGAGUGGCCGUUGAACAAACCCAUGACUACGCCUGCAGGGCAGCCUGCGUCGCAAUGAGUUCCGUCUUCUACCUGCACGACCUGACACACCUUGUAGAUAUGGGUCACACAUUAUGA